This is a messenger RNA of Eurytemora carolleeae, 1230 nucleotides long. RefSeq lists its product as uncharacterized. The transcript has 5 exons. The record is from RefSeq and is a predicted model, not a curated record. NCBI's taxonomy places the organism in Eukaryota, Metazoa, Arthropoda, Copepoda, Calanoida, Temoridae. The coding region runs from base 231 to 575 and encodes 114 amino acids.
GAAGUUCAAAGCUAUAUUCCACUUUUAGAAAAGAGAGUAAAAAGGAAAGAGUUGGAGAGCGAGACCAUAAAGAAGUUGGUGGGGGUGGACUGGGCGGGGUAGAUAUUCAUAAACGGAGUAAAAGUAGCACUGGACACUCCUACAACUCCUUCUCCUCCUCCCCUGGAACCAAACAUGAUGUGUUCGGCAGGGAAAUAGAGGGGGACAGUUUAAAUUCUAGCUGGGCCGGAAUGGAUAUUUCUCCUGCUUCCUCAGCCAACUUUUCUACCCUUUCAAAACUACAGUAUUCUACCCGUUCCUCUACCUCUUCUCGUAAUUCGUCGUUCAGUGCGUAUAGUAGUAAUACUCCAAUAUCACGCCAACAUAGAAGCUUCUCAUCUAACAGUGUUGAUAGUGACAGAUAUAGUCAGAAGACCAGCAGAAGAUCGUCUGCUGGAAGCGUUCUUAUUACAACAAUUUCCCCAGCCAAUCCGAGAAAGGUUGGUAACUCAGCAAAUGCAUUAACUCCAGGUCUAGGGGCAGAAAGAAGAGAUAGUAGAAGUAAAAGUAGAGGACAUAGUCCUGCACUCAUCUAGAGGACACAGUCCUGUGUUAAUCUAGAGGACAUAGUCCUGCACUCAUCUAGAGGACACAGUCCUGUAUUCAUCUAUAGCACACAGUUCUUUAUUCAUCUAGAGCACACAGUCCUGUGUUAAUCUAGAGGACAUAGUCCUGCACUCAUCUAGAGGACACAGUCCUGCACUCAUCUAGUGCACAUAGUCCUGUAUUUAUCUAGAGGUCACAGUCCUGUAUUCCUCUAGAGGACACAGUCCUGUAUUCAUCUAGAGGGCACAGUCCUGUAUUCAUCUACAGCACACAUUCCUGUAUUCAUCUAGAGGACACAGUCCUGUAUUCACCUAGAGGACAGAGUCCUGUAUUCAUCUAGAGGACACACUCCUGUAUAUAUCUGGAGGACACAGUCCUAUAUUAAUCUAGAGGACACAGCCCUAUAUUCAUCUAGAGGACACAGUCCUAUAUCAAUCUAGAGGGCACAGUCCUGUAUUCAUCUAGAGGACACAGUCCUGUAUAUAUCUACAGGACAUAGCCCUAUAUUCAUCUAGAGACACAGUUCUAUACUAUUGUAGAAAUCUUUUAGUCUUUUCUUAUAGUCUUUUCUUUGCAUUUCUUGUUUAUACAUAUGUACUAUGUAUAUCUAUUAUCUACAUUGUACAUAAAUUUGUUUCCUUAAUU